AUGAGGUUAUCUUCUUCCUCUCCAAGUCCUGGAUUUAAUGGUGAGACUGAGGAAGGAGAGAAGAAAUGCUUGAACUCAGAGCUGUGGCAUGCUUGUGCCGGCCCACUCGUUUCACUCCCACAAAUCGGAAGUCGAGUGGUGUAUUUUCCUCAAGGCCACAGCGAGCAGGUUGCUGCUUCUACCAAUAAGGAAGUAGAUUCUACCAUUCCUAACUAUCCCGGUUUACAGCCACAACUUAUUUGCCAGCUUCACAAUGUUACUAUGCAUGCAGAUGUUGAAACGGAUGAAGUGUAUGCUCAGAUGACUUUGCAACCACUUACUCCUCAAGAGCAAAAGGACAUAUGCCUACAACCAUCUGAACUUGGGGCAGCAAGCAAACAGCCAACUAAUUAUUUCUGUAAAACAUUAACUGCUAGUGACACGAGCACUCAUGGAGGAUUUUCAGUCCCUCGACGAGCAGCCGAGAAAGUUUUCCCGCCUCUUGAUUAUUCGCAGACCCCUCCUUGUCGAGAGUUACUUGCAAAGGAUCUUCAUGGAAAUGAAUGGAAGUUUGGGCACAUUUUUCGAGGUCAGCCUAAGAGGCAUCUCCUUACAAUGGGAUGGAGUGUGUUUGUGAGUGCAAAGAGACAUAGACUAGUCGCGGGGGAUUCUGUUAUUUUCAUCUGGAACGAAAACAAUCAGCUUUUCUUGGGGAUACGUCGUGCAAAUCGACCUCAAACAGUUAUGCCUUCAUCAGUGUUAUCGAGCGAUAGCAUGCACAUUGGGCUUCUUGCUGCUGCUGCCCAUGCAGCAGCCACUAAUAGUCGUUUUACUAUUUUCUAUAAUCCAAGGGCGAGCCCAUCUGAGUUUGUGAUACCUUUGGUUAAAUACGCCAAAGCAGUUUAUCAUACAAGAGUUUCCGUGGGUAUGCGUUUUCGGAUGCUAUUUGAGACUGAAGAAUCGAGCGUUCGUAGGUAUAUGGGUACAAUUACUGGCAUUAGUGACUUGGAUCCUGUUCGUUGGUCAAACUCUCACUGGCGCUCAGUAAAGGUUGGUUGGGAUGAAUCGACUGCGGGCGAGAGGCAACCGAGAGUCUCAUUGUGGGAGAUUGAGCCUCUGACAACUUUCCCUAUGUACCCAUCUCCGUUCUCUCUCAGAUUAAAGCGGCCAUGGCCAGCUGGACUCCCCUCAUUCUCUGGCCUUAAAGAUGGUGAUAUGGGCAUGAAUUCUCCACUCUCGUUUCUCCGUGGAGGUUUUGUGGACCAAGGACUUCAAUCCCUUAAUUUCCAAAACAUUGGUGUUUCGCCAUUUAUGCAACCGAGGUUCGACUCGUCUUUCAACUCUGUACAGCCUGAUAAUAUUUACCAUGUAAUGGCAGCUGCAGCUCUUCAGGACACUUCUAGCUCAUUAGAUCCCUCGAAACUCCUACAAUUCCAGCAAAAUAUUCCAAAUAUUCCCACUUCAUUAAUGCUGAGUCAAAUGCUACAACAACAACCCCAGGCCCAUCAAACCUUCCCCCAUAACAUUCCAGAAAACAUCAUUUCUCAGGGUCAGUUUUUACAGCAGCAGCAGCAGUUUCAACUCCACCAGCCGGCGGUUAUCGACCAACAACAGCAAAUUUACCUGGAGUUUCAAGAUAAACAGGUCAAAAAGUCAAAUCCCGAGAGCUCGCCGUUAGAACCGGUCUCUGAGGCUCAGUUCACGAGCCAUCUGCAGAAUUUGUCUGACCUCAUCGGGGCCCACAUACCAUCAUCCUCCAACAAUCCCUCUAUGCACAACCUCAUGAGCUCACACGGUGGGCCCACCUCAUUAGUCUCUCAAUCGUCAUCCUCCAAACGGGUUGCAUUGGACCCACAGAUUCCAAACAAGGCUUCUCAUUUUGGCAUGCCCCAGUUAGAAGAACUCAAGACUCCUAAUUCUAAGGUCUCAGACAUCUCAGCCUUGUUGCCACCUUUUCCAGGUCGUGAAUAUUCAGACUUUCGGGGUCCAAGCAAUUCACAUAGCAAUUUGUUGUUUGGGGUUUGUAAUAACUCUUCAGCUAAUGUGGUAAACGGCAUGUCGAACGGAGGCAAUGAGAGCGAGUCUAUACCGAUACCUUAUGCGGGCCCCGAGUUUGGAGGUGGCGCAGCCGCUGAUUUUCCCCUCAAAUCAGACAUGACCACAUCGAGUUGCGUGGAUGAAUCGGGUUAUUUGCAACCCUCGGAGAAUUUGGACCAAACAAACCCGAACUCAGGAGCCUUUGUUAAGGUUCACAAGUCAGGGUCCUUCGGGCGGUCGCUCGAUAUCUCCAAAUUUAGCAGCUAUCCCGAGCUGAGAAGUGAGCUGGCUCGGAUGUUCGGGCUUGAAGGUUUAUUGGAGGACCCACAGAGAUCAGGCUGGCAGCUUGUAUUCGUUGACCGGGAGAAUGACGUUCUUCUCCUCGGUGAUGACCCUUGGCAGGAAUUUGUGAACAGUGUCUGGUAUAUCAAGAUUCUAUCCCCUAUGGAGGUGCAACAGAUGAGAAAAGAAGGGCUCGACCUCCCGAAUUCCUCUCAAACAAAACCAGUUCUCGAGCAGCAGCAAUAA
Molecule: messenger RNA, 2544 nt
Organism: Striga hermonthica
Lineage: Eukaryota; Viridiplantae; Streptophyta; Magnoliopsida; Lamiales; Orobanchaceae
Source: the annotation of a GenBank genome assembly